AUAUGUACAUAUAUAUAAAUAUAAAAAUCAGUAUUUAAAUUAAAAAUUUAAUGUAAUAAUCUCAAUAAAAGAGUGAUAAUUAAUUAGAGAAUGUUAAUGUGAUUUAAAUUAAAUUCACAACUACUUUGGUGAAUCAAGAAAAAUGAGUUUACGUGUCGGUUCUCGACUCUUGAAAACACAUGUGAAUCGUCAGACUCGAUUCUUAUCACAGUUUUACAACAUCGAUGAUAGUGCCUUUGGAUUUACAGAUCAACAAAAAGAGUUGCGCAAUCUAUCUUUCAACUUUGCGCAAAAGGAAUUAGCACCAAUAGCUGGAGAAAUCGACAAAAAGAAUAACUUUGAAAAUUUGAGGCCAUUUUGGAAGGAAUUGGGAAGACUGGGUUUCCUUGGAAUUACUGCAAAACCCGAAUAUGGAGGGACUGGUGGUGGAUAUUUGGAUCACGUGAUUAUUUUGGAAGAAAUAAGCAGAGCAUGUGCUGCUGUGGGUCUCAGUUGUGGUGCCCAUUCAAAUUUAUGUCUGAAUCAAAUUCACAGAAAUGGAACUGAGGAUCAAAAGCAAAAGUAUUUACCAAAGUUUAGCUCCGCCUAUUUAGACGGCCUUGAAACCUUCACGUUCGAUAAUUUGAAGGCUGGGGCUGCUAACAUUUUGGGAGAACUAAAUAAAGGGGUUUACGUUCUAUUCAGUGGAUUAGACCUGGAACGUCUUGUUUUGUCAGCCGUUAGUCUAGGAAUUUUACAAUCAUGCUGCGACGUGGCUUUUCAGUACGCUCAUGAUCGAAAACAGUUUGGAAAACCAAUUGCUGGAUUUCAGCUAAUACAGGGUAAAAUUGCAGACAUGCACAUGGCUUUGUGUGCUAGCAAAUGUUAUAUUUACACAAUUGCUAGAGCAUGUGAUUCAGGAUUUGUUAGUCGUAAAGAUUGUUCCGCGGUAAUCACGUAUGCGUCUGAAAUGUCAACAAAGGCAGCUCUUGAUGUGAUACAAAUACUUGGAGGUAACGGAUACAUAAAUGAUUAUCCAGCAGGACGUUUACUGCGUGAUGCAAAAUUAUUGGAAAUUGGUGCUGGAACAUCUGAAAUUAGGAGAAUGGUCAUCAGUCGAGCAAUCACUGAAGAAUAUUCAUAAUUAUAAGUAAUUUACAUAAAUAUAAAUAUGUUCAAUUAAAAAUAUAUAAAUAUGUAUAUAAAUAAUUAUAUAUAAAAAACAAUAAA
Molecule: messenger RNA, 1209 nt
Organism: Belonocnema kinseyi
Lineage: Eukaryota; Metazoa; Arthropoda; Insecta; Hymenoptera; Cynipidae
Product: isovaleryl-CoA dehydrogenase, mitochondrial
Exons: 8
Coding region: 143-1123 (326 amino acids)
Biological process (GO): L-leucine catabolic process
Cellular component (GO): mitochondrion
Molecular function (GO): 3-methylbutanoyl-CoA dehydrogenase activity; flavin adenine dinucleotide binding
Source: RefSeq, a predicted model, not a curated record